Messenger RNA from Aureobasidium namibiae CBS 147.97, 930 nucleotides. Its product is annotated as alpha/beta-hydrolase. The coding region runs from base 1 to 930 and encodes 309 amino acids. The record is from RefSeq and is a predicted model, not a curated record. Gene Ontology annotation, cellular component: membrane. Lineage: Eukaryota; Fungi; Ascomycota; Dothideomycetes; Dothideales; Saccotheciaceae. The transcript is spliced from 3 exons. Gene Ontology annotation, molecular function: lipase activity.
AUGGCAGCAUACACGACAUCCGAGGGCACGCACAAGACGGACGACGGCGUCGAGUUGUACACCAAAACGUGGAAGGUGUCGGGGAAUGCUGCAGCCAAGGCACGCGUGCUGUUUGUGCAUGGCUUCAGUGAUCACUGCAACAACUACCCCGUCUUGUUUGACCAUUUGGCUACCCAGGGCAUUGACAUCUAUGCCUUUGAUCAACGAGGAUGGGGUCGCUCCGUCCACCACAAACGUGAGCGCGGUCUCACUGGUCCCACCACAAGGGUCAUCGACGACAUAACCAGCAUGCUGCACACCCUACUCCCUUCUCCUGUCCCUCUUUUCCUCAUGGGCCACAGCAUGGGCGGCGCCGAAAUCCUCUACUACGCUUCCACCGGCCCUUCCGCUCUGCUCUCCCAAAUCCGCGGUUUCAUCGCCAGCGCACCGCUGAUUGGCUUACACUCCGACACUCGCCCCUUCAAAGCCACCGUCUACGCUGGCCGUCUCGCUGGCCGCCUGCUCCCGAAGUUUCAACUGGUGAACAAGCUGGACAGUAAAUGGUUGAGUCGCGACCCUGAACAAAACAAAUUGUGGGAGCAGGAUGAGCUGUGUCAUGACACUGGCACAUUAGAAGGGUUGGCAGGGAUGCUGGAUAGAGGAUUACAGCUCGAGAGCUUCAAGGUGUUGCCUAAAGAGACUGCAGGAGAGGGUGGAAAGACGAGAUUGUUGGUGUUGCAUGGUACUGGCGAUCAUGUCAACGCUUAUGAGGCUACAAAGGCCUAUACGGAUCGUUGCAGUGGGUUGAGUGACAUGGAGCUCAAGAGCUACGAUGGUUGGUAUCAUAACAUGCAUGCCGAACCUGGUGAUGACAAGCUCGCAUUCGCCAACCACGUCUCGCAAUGGAUUUUGCAAAGAUCAGGACCAGAAGAGUCAAAGUCGAAACUUUGA